UGUAAAUCCUUCAAAGAACUGAAUAUAUAAUAAUUUUAUUCCAAAUGUUUAUUUACCUACAUUAAGCUUCAGUGCACCACUGGUGCAAAGGUAAUCCACAACGGGAUGAUGAGAUUUCAGGUAAAAGAAGUCUACUUUAAGGAACCUUUGUGUGUAUUUCUCUUUGUGUCUGCUACACACACACACAAACACACACACACACCCUCAUGCAGCUCCGUUAUUGUUCUCUGGUUGCUAAGUUACACCAGGGGGCAAAACAGGCUGUUUUUAUUUGACCGUAUUGUGCCUGAUGCAACUUUUUGUGGUUUCUCUGCUCACCCCUGCUUCACAAUGAGUCAAGACUAUCACAGACAUGAUGCAAACACCCGGCUCGCCAGGCAAAUCAACUGAGAUGGAGAAAAAAACAAAUCCUGGAGACGUCUGGAGAGAACUGACCCAAAUCUAGAGUUACUGCACGAGAGCAAAUAUGGAGCCAAACUCUAGCAGGGAAACCUCAUCAGACAUUCUCACAAUCCUCACAUAUGAUGGGAGGACUGUCACCAGAAUCAACGUUGCCACACAAACAAGCAGCAGAUAUGGAGACCCCGGCUUUGUGCCAAAAUAUGCUUUGCCUAAGAAGAAAGAAGAUUAUGACAGUUCAGAGCAGAGAGCUGACGAUGAGAGUGAGUUGAAGAUAUCCCCAGAUAAUGAAAUGUUGGAUUUGCACAGCAAGGGAACUCCCCACUCUCCUACAGCCUGCCAAGAAGGAACAGUAGAGACCUUAACUAAUCUUGACAAGGGAGAGUCAGAUGGAGAGUCAGAAAAAGAGGAAGAUCAAAGGUCAGUACACACCCCCCAGGAGCAUGAGCUGCAGUCAAAAGAGGAUUCAAAUGAAGCAGGACAAGUAGAAGUUUAUGACACCUCAAGUGAUUUUUCGGAUUACGAUUGGUUCACCACAGAAAUGGUGACAUUGGAGGAUGAAACAGAAAUAAGCUACAACAGCAUCUUCUCUUUCAAUGUGAGGAAGGAGAGACUAAAGGAGUUGCCGCUUGUCAGACGCUACAAAAAUGGCAAAAUAUUCAUUUUGGUCUUUCAAGAUGGAACUGGACAUGUGUGCUAUCCAUCGGGAAGACUUGCCAUCCUCGUGGCAACAUCGCAUUCAACCAACUCGUCUUGUGUGGUGGUUCUGGAGAAUGAAAUCGAUGAGCCACCGAUUAAGGCGCUUUUUACCAGCAGAGAGCAGACCUGCUUUCAUGAGAAUGGCAACAUUUGGGUUAAUCUUACUUCAAGAGGAGGUACGUUGUUCAGUGAGACGGGAGAUCUGAAGAAACACUGGAAGUGGCAGGAGAAUGAGCAACAUGUUCAUGCUCCCCCCUGCCAGCCCAUGCACCUCACCCUAAGCCCUUUCCUUAAAGUCCACAUCAAAUCCCAGGAAGAUAUCAGCAUCCUUUUCAACUCCAAUAAACACAGCGUGGAGGUCCACAAAGUGGCUAGUGUGAACACGAAACAUGUCAGAAAGAAAACAGCGUCAGUGGCUGAGUCGCUUCAGUCUUAUCUGAAGCAGAAGAGUCCAGAGAUCAAGGCGCUGCUCCAGAACAUCCAGUCCCUCGUCACCGAUCAAAGCAGCGCAACUCCGUCGAAGGUCAGCCCUCAUCCUGCAGAUGGAGAGGCAGCAGCUGCCAGUGAAACGGCAACACUCUGCCAAGAAGACCCCCCAUAG
Messenger RNA from Xiphophorus hellerii (green swordtail), 1699 nucleotides. RefSeq names its product glutamate-rich protein 6. The transcript has 10 exons. The coding region runs from base 467 to 1699 and encodes 410 amino acids. Lineage: Eukaryota; Metazoa; Chordata; Actinopteri; Cyprinodontiformes; Poeciliidae. The record is from RefSeq and is a predicted model, not a curated record.